Messenger RNA from Belonocnema kinseyi, 5286 nucleotides. It is a transcript of the gene PCB, whose product is annotated as pyruvate carboxylase, mitochondrial. Gene Ontology annotation, cellular component: cytoplasm. Bases 478 to 4071 code for a protein of 1197 amino acids. NCBI's taxonomy places the organism in Eukaryota, Metazoa, Arthropoda, Insecta, Hymenoptera, Cynipidae. Gene Ontology annotation, molecular function: pyruvate carboxylase activity; metal ion binding; ATP binding. The record is from RefSeq and is a predicted model, not a curated record. The transcript has 13 exons. Gene Ontology annotation, biological process: gluconeogenesis; pyruvate metabolic process.
AAAGUCGAUGAGUGUGAAGAGCUGAGGGCAAAUGCUGAAAUAAGACAAUUAUGAAUUGCCUGUGCGCAUGUGUGUCAUAUGCAUUUUUUGCAACAACCAUACUGGAAUAGUAUAUUGUGCCCCAAGGCAGUAAAUUAAACUUUUUACGAAAUCCGGCACUCGCUCAAGGCCCCAGAAACGAUAAGAGAGCGAGUCCCGGAGCGAAAAAGAGACGAGAAUUAACAUUCCUCAACAUAGUUAAGCCGUACUCAGAGAACGAAAUUCCGACCAGAUUCUUUCAGAAGACAGACCAAGAAAAAAGAAAUCUAGAAAAAAGAGAGGACUUCUGCAGAAACCAGAAAGCUCCUCUUAUAUGGAUAAAAGUGCAGUUUUAGUGUUUUGAUGAAAUUGUUUAUUGUUGUAAUUAAGAAAACUUUGUGACGAAAAGUGUGGUGAUAAAAUACUUUUAGUGAAGUUAAGGAUUUCUAAUUAAUCAAAAUGUAUUCCAUUCUGAAAGUCAACAAAAUGCUCUCCAGGAACAGAGUGAAACUUCACAUUUUGAACGUCUCACAGAAAAAUUUCGGUACCGAUAUCGAAUAUAAACCAAUUAGAAGUGUCCUUGUCGCAAACAGAGGUGAAAUCGCAAUUCGAGUCUUUCGAGCAUGUACAGAGCUCGGUAUUCGAUCGGUGGCAAUUUAUUCCGAGCAGGAUAAAAUGCAAAUGCACCGACAAAAAGCUGAUGAGGGCUACAUGGUCGGGCGAGGACUUCCACCCGUUGCGGCUUACCUGAAUAUCCCAGAAAUCAUCAAAGUUGCCAAAGAAAAUGACGUCGACGCCAUUCAUCCAGGCUAUGGAUUUCUCUCAGAAAGAUCGGACUUUGCACAGGCCAUUAUCGAUGCUGGAAUCAGGUUCAUUGGGCCUAGUCCAAGAGUUGUCCAGCAAAUGGGAGAUAAGGUGGCAGCCAGACAAGCAGCAAUCGAAGCUGGAGUGCCCAUAGUUCCUGGAACCGAUGGUCCCGUCACAACUUCUGAUGAGGCCAUGGAAUUUUGCAUGAAACAUGGACUUCCGGUCAUCUUCAAAGCUGCCUACGGAGGUGGUGGACGAGGAAUGAGGGUCGUCAAGCAGAUGGAAGAAGUUAAAGAAAUGUUCGAGAGAGCUUCUUCCGAAGCAAAGGCGGCUUUUGGAAAUGGUGCCAUGUUUAUAGAAAAGUUCAUCGAAAGGCCAAGACACAUAGAAGUUCAACUUCUGGGUGACAAUGCCGGAAAUGUCAUCCAUCUUUACGAAAGAGAUUGUUCAGUUCAGAGAAGACAUCAAAAGGUCGUCGAAAUCGCCCCUGCCCCAAGGCUGGACCCCAAAGUCAGGGACAAGAUGACAGAACACGCAGUGAGAUUAGCAAAACACGUUGGAUACUCGAAUGCUGGCACUGUCGAAUUUUUGGCAGACGAAACGGGGAAUUUCUACUUUAUCGAAGUCAAUGCCAGGCUUCAGGUCGAGCACACGGUUACCGAGGAAAUUACUGGAAUUGACCUCGUGCAGUCCCAAAUUCGAAUCGCAGAGGGAAUGACAUUACCAGAAUUGGGAAUGACUCAGGAAAAAAUACAACCGAAAGGUUUCGCGAUUCAAUGUCGUGUGACGACUGAAGAUCCUGCAAAGAAUUUCCAGCCGGAUACCGGAAGAAUUGAAGUUUUCCGAUCCGGUGAGGGAAUGGGAAUUCGUUUAGAUGGAGCUUCUGCAUUUGCAGGGGCUAUUAUUUCUCCUUACUACGAUUCUCUUCUCGUUAAGGUUAUUGCCCACGCAGAGGAUCUGCAAUCUUCCUGUGCAAAAAUGAAUCGAGCUCUUCGAGAAUUCCGAGUUCGUGGUGUAAAAACAAAUAUCCCCUUUCUGCUGAACGUCCUGGAAAAUCAAAAAUUCCUCAAUGGAAAAGUCGACACUUAUUUCAUCGAUGAAAAUCCUCAACUUUUCCAGUUCCAGCAAACUCGCAAUCGAGCUCAAAAAUUAUUGAAUUACCUGGGAACUGUUCUUGUAAAUGGCCCCAGUACCCCAUUGGCUACGAAUUUGAAACCAGCAGAAAUUAAACCACAUGUUCCCCAAAUCGCCAUUGACUUUGCUAAGCUUGCAGCUGCCGAAGAGUCCAGCGAUGAGGACCUCCCAGACCUUCUCGAUCCACCAAAAGGUUUCCGUCAAAUUUUUAAGGAACAGGGCCCAGAAGCUUUUGCGAAGGCAGUUAGGGAACACAAAGGACUACUUUUGAUGGACACAACCUACAGGGAUGCCCAUCAAUCUCUUUUAGCAACUCGAGUCCGAUCUCACGAUUUGCUUAAGAUUUCACCAUUUGUUGCUCACAAAUUUAACAACCUCUACGCUUUGGAAAAUUGGGGUGGUGCUACCUUCGACGUAGCCUUGAGAUUUUUGCACGAAUGUCCUUGGGAAAGACUCGAGGAUAUGAGGAAAACUAUUCCCAAUAUUCCCUUCCAAAUGUUGUUGAGAGGUGCCAAUGCUGUUGGUUAUACCAAUUAUCCCGACAAUGUUGUCUUCAAGUUUUGCGAACUUGCUGUUCAAACUGGAAUGGACAUCUUCAGGGUCUUUGAUUCCCUGAACUAUCUCCCGAAUCUGAUUCUUGGUAUGGAUGCAGCUGGAAAGGCAGGUGGAGUGGUGGAAGCAGCGAUUUCCUACACAGGUGAUGUUAGUGAUCCAAGCCGUACGAAAUACGACCUCAAAUACUACACCAACCUGGCUGAUGAAUUAGUCAAAGCUGGAACUCACGUCCUCUGCAUCAAGGACAUGGCAGGACUCUUGAAACCAAAAGCUGCAGGUCUUCUUGUUGAUGCGAUCAGGCAAAAACACCCUGACGUUCCCAUUCACAUUCACACUCAUGACACUGCUGGAGCUGGAGUUGCUGCCAUGCUUGCAUGUGCUGAACAUGGAGCUGACGUUGUUGACGUUGCUGUUGACAGCAUGUCUGGAAUGACCAGCCAGCCUUCAAUGGGAGCUGUGGUUGCUUGCUUACAAGGAACACCCAUCGAUACCAAUUUGGAGCUGAGUGACAUCUCUGAGUACUCUGCCUACUGGGAACAAACUCGUACUCUAUAUGCUCCAUUCGAAUGCACAACGACCAUGAAAUCAGGAAAUGCUGAUGUCUACCUCAGCGAAAUUCCCGGGGGCCAGUACACGAAUCUUCAGUUCCAGGCUUAUUCCCUUGGAUUGGGUGAAUUUUUCGAAGAUGUUAAGAAGGCCUACAGGGAAGCUAAUAUUCUUCUGGGAGACAUCAUCAAAGUCACUCCAAGCUCGAAGGUCGUUGGAGACCUUGCUCAAUUCAUGGUCCAGAAUAAAUUGACUUCUGAUGAUGUUCUCAGCAAAGCUGAGGAACUAUCCUUCCCCAAGUCCGUGGUUGAAUUCCUCCAGGGAGCAAUUGGAGAACCUUAUGGUGGAUUCCCGGAACCACUUCGGUCGAAGAUUCUUAAGGACAUGCCGCGAGUGAAAGGAAGGCCAGGAGAAAAUCUUGCGCCUCUUGACUUCGUGAAAUUAAAAGCGGAAGUGAAGGAAGCUCAUCCUCAGGCUACUGAUAGGGACGUUAUGUCAGCAGCUCUUUAUCCGGAAGUUACGAACGACUUCCUCACGUUCAGGGAAACUUUCGGACCAGUUGAUAAACUCGACACAAGGAUAUUCUUGACUGGGCCCAAAGUGGGAGAAGAAUUCGAUGUGACGAUCGCGAAAGGAAAAACUUUGGGUAUCAAAACUCUGGCUAUGUGUGAAGAUCUGACUGCAAAUGGAGAACGAGAAGUCUUCUUUGAGAUGAAUGGACAGCUGAGGUCUGUCUUCAUCAAGGACAAGGAGGCAGUCAAGGAACUUCACAUUCAUCCCAAGGCUAACAAGGCAGACAAGAACCAAGUAGGUGCUCCUAUGCCAGGAACAGUAAUCGAUAUCAGAGUAAAAGUUGGAGAUUCUGUGGAAAAGGGAGCAGCUUUAGUCGUUCUUUCCGCAAUGAAAAUGGAAAUGGUUGUCCAGGCUCCCAAGGCUGGAAUAAUCAAAAGUCUCGACAUCAAUCAAGGAAUGAAAUUGGAAGGAGCCGACCUUCUUCUUACAAUGGAGUAAUCUGAAUCUAAAGGCUAAAAAAAGUGAUAUUCGAUACGAGCUGGUCUCGUCAAACUCAACUAGAAAAGGGAUAAAGCCUCUGAAAAUUGUCGACAAAUCGGAUUUCAUAAAUUGCGACCAAACGGAGAAGCCGUUUUUUUCAGUUUUUUUUUUGUAUUUACAAUCUAAAUAGUAUGAAGACAUCCGGUAAAGGCCAUUUCCUCGGAAAAAAAUUAUAUUUUUAAGUUAAUAAUCGAAAAAAAUAGCCAAAAUAUCGGCACCACGGAGGACCUGCUCGGUUCUUCUUUCGGGCGAACCUAACGACAGAACGAAAAAAAAAGCCAUAAAUGUUCGAAAAUUCCUCAGUUUAUAAAGUCCAAUUUACUGAUGACUUCCAGGGGCCACAAGGGACAGCUGCGCUCUUAACUAAAAAUCGUUGGACUUUGAGUCAAUUACAUUUUAGAAAACCAAAAUUUUUAAAACUUGCAUCUCUAAAAAUCCUCAAACUACUUGGAUCAAUUUUAUGAAGCACUUUUUCCAGAUUUUUGACAAAUUUACAAAUAACUUUCAAUCAGUGGUCCAACGAUUAUUUUGUGGUGCAUAUUGUAAAGUGUUAAGUGGUGAACUUCAGUGAUAAACGAACUCGCUCGAAAAACUAUAUCGAAUUAUUGAUCGAUUAUCGUUAAUAGUGAGACUUCAAAAAAUAUUAAGGUCUACAGUGCAUGCACCGGAACGGCCGGAACUCGGAAUGUCCGGAAUGAGGCGUUGACCAAUCAGAAACGUUCCAGUCAUUCCGGGUUACGGUCAUUCCGGUUCAUGUGUUUGACAACUAUGGGAAUGAACGGAACGCCUUCUGGCGCGAAUUUAAACAUUUCAAACACUUCGGCUGAGUUCGGCGUAAGAAUGACAAUGUUUCUGCGGAACGUUUCUGAUUGGUCAACGCCUCUUUCCGGCCAUUUCGAGAUCCGGCCAUUCUGGUGCAUGGACUCAACAACCUAAGACUCGUUAAAAUUAAUAGCUGCGAAUCGAAUUCGAAAUCUGUGUCAACGAGCUAUGAUCAAUAUUUAUAUGUGAAAAUCCAAAAAAAGACAUCAGUAGAAUUGUAUGAAUAGGAGAUGGCACAUUGCCAGAUUAAAGUCUUAAAAAAUAUAAAAACAACCCGCAAGUCCAAAUAUCACUAUAUAAAAAAUUUGAGACAAAGGGUCAUCCACGAACUACAUUAUUAAUAUAAUUAUU